AUGCCAAGACUCCAUGGGAAGAUCCGAGAUCUGACCCGCUUCGACGCGCAGUUCUUCAGCACGCACCCGAAGCAGGCACACGUGAUGGACCCACAGCUGCGAUUGUUGUUGGAGACGUCGUACGAGGCCAUCGUGGACGCCGGCUACGACCCGGAGCAGCUGCGCAAGCGCAAGAUCGGUGUCUUCAUAGGCAAUUCGGCCUCGGAGUCAAACGAGGCGUUCAAGAUGAACCCGGCGAAAAUGGAUGGCUACGUCAUACUGGGAUGCCAUAGGGCCAUGUUUUCCAACCGAAUUUCAUACUCGCUCGACCUACAGGGGCCGAGCAUGACCAUUGACACAGCCUGCUCGUCAACGUUGGUAGCCCUGAACGAAGCCGUGGUUUCGCUUCGGGCGGGACGCUGCGAGGCAGCCAUCGUAGGAGGAGCAAGCAUCACCCUCGAUCCCCACGUCAUGACGAACUUCAAGAUGCUCGGAGUGCUCUCAGAAGACGGAAAAUGCCGGCCCUUCGACUCAAGGGGCGUUGGCUACGUUCGCAGUGAGAGUGUCGGCGUGUUCUUUCUUCAACGGUUUUCUGACGCCCGACGUGUGUACGCGAAGAUCAUCAACGUCAACGCGAAUGCAGAUGGUUUCAAAGAACAAGGUGUUCCAUUUCCAUCGGCCGACGCGCAGGCGAAGCUCCUUCGUGAUGCAUACGCCGAAGUCGACGUAGACCCUACAAAAGUGGUUUAUGUCGAGGCACAUGGAACCGGAACCAAGGCUGGCGGCAUUAGUGAGCUGGAGGCAAUCAGCAAUGUGCUUUGUUCACCAGGGCGCGAGAAGCCACUAAAGAUCGGAUCUGUCAAGAGCAACAUGGGACACUCAGAGAGCGCAUCAGGCGUCCCCGCUGUGGCGAAAGUGAUCCUCGCCAUGGAGACGGGAACCAUAGCGCCCACUAUGCACUUUGAGAAUCCGGAUCCGGACAUGCCCUCUUUGCACGAUGGGCGCGUGGAGGUGGUUCACAGGCCGACGCCGUUCGAUGGUGGCAUGGUAGGCCUGAGUUCCCAGGGCAUCGGCGGUGCAAACGCGCACGCAAUCUUAGAAUCCAAUCCAAGUCCGCAUGUGGACUCCCUUCCGCGCUUGAAGCCGGAGCUUCCAAGGCUUGUUCUUAUGGCUGGAAGGAGCAACGAAUCGCUAAUGCGCACAUUGGAUCGAGUUGAAGCCGAAUCGCCGUACCCAGACUCGGGGUAUGCCCUCCUGAAUCGAGUCGGUCAGCCAAGCGUGAAGUUGUUCCCGUAUCGAGGCUUUGCAAUUGUACCCGUGGACAACUCGGGCAGGACGACCGUUAAGGUAGCCGAGCGGGCUCCGUCCGAAAAGCGACCCCUCUGGUUUGUAUUCACUGGCGUCGGCUGCCAGUGGAAAGGCAUGGCGCGCCAGAUGAUGCAUUUUGAAGUCUUUGCUGACUCUAUCCGCAAGUCUCACGUAUUACUGCAAGAGCAACACGGAGUCGACCUGAUCGAUCUGCUGACCUCUGACGAGCCCCGAUGCAAGACAAUCGGGGGAUCUUUUGCCUCAAUUGUUUCAAGUCAGGUAGCACUAGUGGACAUGCUCCAGGCUUUGGGCAUCCAACCGGACGGCAUGGUGGGGCAUUCUGCUGGCGAGGUUGGGUGUGCAUAUGCAGACGGAGGCCUUAACGCCAAGCAAGCUGUUCUUUCGGCCUACUGGCGGGGCCGCUGCAUAGAACUGGGCUAUGCGUUCGAUGGUGCUAUGGCUGCAGUAGGACUCACGUGGGAAGAGGCAAAAAGACGUUGCCCCCCUGGUGUGUCCCCAGCUUGCCACAACGCGGAUGAUUCUGUGACAGUGUCUGGUACCAUCGAAGCCGUGGAGACGAUGGUCGCGCAACUCCAAGCCGAGAACAUCUUUGCCCGCAAGAUCGACAGCAUGGGCGUGGCUUUCCACAGCAAACACAUCGAAAGCAUCGGUCCUGCCUUCCGGGAAGUGCUAAACAAGGCCAUACCGCAGCCUAAGCCACGCAGCAAGCGCUGGAUCAGUACAUCGGUGCCAGAGAGUCGCUGGCAUGAACCUGGCUCGCAGCUAUGCUCGGCGGAGUACCACACCAACAAUUUCCUAAACCCCGUGCUCUUCCGGGAUGCUCUCAAACAUGUGCCCCAGGACGCCAUCUUGCUGGAGAUUGGACCACACUGCCUUUUGCAGGCGAUCCUCCGACGUGCUGUAGGCCCUGACGCUACAUGCCUGGGCCUCAUGAAACGCGACGCUGACAACCUGCAGUAUUUUCUGAACUCACUGGGCAAACUUCACACUCUUGGCGUCGAGCUGGACCUGUCGGUGCUCUAUCCUCCAGUUCCAUGGCCCCUGCCCCGUGGUACACCUAACAUCGGCCACUUGGUCAGCUGGGAUCACUCCCAAAGCUGGGAUGUCGCUCAUUGGAAAGAUUUUCCUUCGCCAGAAAAGACGUUCGAAGAUGUUAUGGACGUUGACAUCGAAGCACACAGCGAAGACAAGUACUUGGUAGGUCACCAGCCAGAUGGACGUAUCCUAUUCCCUGGUACUGGCUACUUGGUUUUUGUUUGGAAGUUCCUGUCUAGCCGCUAUGGAAGACCUAUGAACGAGACGGCUGUUAUCAUCGAGGACGUGAGAAUGCAGCGUUUCACGAUACUGCCUUCAACAGGUCGUGUGCGCUUCCAGAUCAGCAUGAUGCCUACAUCUGGCGAGUUUGAAGUGUCCGAGGGCAGAGCCGUGGUUUGCAAAGGCCGGAUCCGCAUGGUCGAAGAAGGCGAGACGGUACUCCUCACGGACCCUCCGGGAGCGCCUACAGAGAAUGUUUCGUACGAUAUGGACUGUGCAGACGUUUACAAGGAGCUGAGACUGCGCGGAUACCAGUACUACGGAGCCUUCCAGGGAACCCUCAAAGCUGCGUCACAGAAACCAUACGCAAAGUUGAAGUGGGAGGACAACUGGGUGGCCUUCCUCGAUACGCUAGUGCACAUGAGCUUCAUCUGGAAGCCGAAGAGAGGCUUCGUCUUGCCUGUGAGGAUACAGUCAAUCCGCCUCGACCCCAAGGUACAUGCAAGGAUCACCGAAGCGGUAAAGGACGCAGGAGUGGAUCUCGUCUACAACUCCUACGAGAACAUACGCCGUGCUGGUGGCGUCGAAGUAAGAGGCGUGAAAGUUAACAGCAUACAGCGCCGCCCAAUGCUCCAGACGCCAGUUAUAGAAGAAUACCGCUUUGUUCCUUACCUUGAUAAUGAGGUCAUCAGUAGCGAUCGUGAGAAAUUUUUGCGAGAGUAUGCGGACGUGUGCUCCUGCAUGAGCCGACGCAUCAUGGAGAAGAUCGACGACAAGAAAAGUCACUCUAACAAAGCUUUGCAGAACUUCGUCGACGUACCAGGAGAAGUCCUCGACCGGUGCACCGAGAACAUUGCUCCAAAUCAAGGCUUACUCCAGCUACUUGUUACCACCCACAAAGAAGCCAACGGCGCUGCAUCACUGGCUUCCGUGGUGAAAUCGGCACUACUCUCCUCCAAAAAAGCCAUCGAGGAGGAUAUUCUGAACACCAGCAUCCUAACAGAGGACCCCCUCAGAUAUGUCCUUGACGUAGUGCUCGAAAAUACAAGCUCCAAGAAACUUCGUGUCCUAGAAUUAGCAGACAAAGAGAGUGUCAUGGCCAUAGGACCGCGGGUGUCUGCUCUUUUAUCCCUGUACGAUGUACACCUAAAGACUGAAUAUACUUUCGCACACCUCAACCCAGACAGACCCGCACCGGAAGAAGUCCCUGAAGGCAAAGCAGUGAUCACACGGGACCAUCAUUCGGCGUCUGGCUCAGAAACGCUGCCUGAUGCUGACUUGGUGGUUGCCUUCUGCGGUGUCAUGAGUGCCUCUGUUGACCUGGAUACUUUGGCUGAAAAAGCGCACUCGCAAUGCAAGGAACACGGAUUCGUUCUUCUCUGCCAUCGCACAGCGCUGACCGCGGCAGAGGCGCUCCUGUCGCGAGUGAGCGGUGUUCCCUUUCCAGUUUACUCCGAGAAUGCAACGACUGCCGUUCUUGCGGCUCGUGGAUUUCGGUUGGUGGCGCAAAAGUCGAAUAACCUAUCGACGCUUCUGCUGUUCAGGAAAGUUACCACGCCCGUCGACGCUACCAAGCAGGUGGUUGUUGGCGUGCAGAAUGCAUGCUUCGGAUGGGUCGAGUCACUGAAGGAAAAAGCUGUGGAGCACGGCAGGAAGCCAACAGGAGAAAACAUCUGGCUACUCGCAGAAGACUCCGGUGAAAGUGGCAUCCUAGGUUUAAUGAACUGCCUUAGAAAGGAGACCGUAGGACGUCACAUUCGGUGCGUGUUUGACGCCAACGUGAAAGGUUCCAACAGCGCAGCGCACUUCAACCCCGCCAACCCUGCCUAUAAGGACAUAAUAGAGAAGGACCUGGUCAUGAACGUCUGCCGCGAUGGACAGUGGGGUUCCUAUAGGCACCAUGCUGAGCUGUCGCGGGGCACCGCCAAGAAAACUACGCAGUACGCUUACCUCAACGUCCAGACACGCGGAGAUCUGUCGAGCCUCCAGUGGUACGAGUCUCCGCUGAACUACCUCUCCCCUUGCGAGAAAGCCGGCUCCGAGGGACUGUUCGUCGACGUAUACUACGCGGCUGUCAACUUCCGUGACGUCAUGCUUGCCAGUGGAAAAGUAAACAUGGACACGGCACGCGGUGACAACGUCGCCGAGGAGGCCUUCCUCGGGAUGGAGUAUUCAGGCCGCGACUGGAAUGGACGGCGUGUGAUGGGAAUGGUCCUCGGCAAGGGCAUAGCAACCGCACUCGCGGCCGACCCAGUCAUGAUGUGGACUAUUCCCGAAAGCUGGACCAUGGAAGAGGCGGCUACGGUCCCCGUGGUGUACUCCACUGCCUACUACGCUCUGGUGAUACGCGCCGACAUUCGACCUGGGCAGUCGCUCCUAGUCCAUAGUGGCAGCGGAGGCGUUGGACAAGCCGCAAUCUCAAUUGCUCUUUCCAUGGGAUGCACUGUCUUUACCACUGUGGGAUCUGAGGAGAAGAGAGAAUUUCUCAAGCGGCGCUUUCCAGUGUUAGAAGAUCGAAACUUUGCAAACUCACGAGACCUCUCCUUCGAAGAACACAUCAUGAGUGAAACGAAAGGCCGGGGUGUGGACUUGGUGCUCAACUCGUUGUCUGAAGAGAAGCUGCAGGCCAGCGUGCGCUGCUUGGCAACUCACGGCCGUUUCGUGGAGAUCGGAAAGUUUGACCUAUUCGAGAACAAUAAUUUGGGCAUGUCCGUGUUCCUACAAGACACCAAUUUCCACGGGGUCAUGUUGGACAGCUUGCUGCUCCCUGACACGACUGCUCUGGCUCACAAGCACCGUGUCGGAGAGCUUCUCAACGAGGGAAUAAAAUCCGGCGUCGUGCAGCCGCUGGAUGUCACCAUGUUCACCCGAGAGCACAGCGAGAAGGCGUUCCGUUUUAUGGCCUCUGGAAAACAAAUUGGCAAGGUCUUGAUCCAGAUGCGGACGGAAGAGAGCGAGCACAUGACCCGCGCGCCUUCGCUGACAGUGGAAGCGGUGGCGUGUCCCUGCUUCUACCGACACAAGUCUUACGUCAUUGUCGGUGGCCUUGGUGGCUUCGGUCUGGAGCUCGCCGAGUGGAUGGUGUCACGUGGCUGCCGCAAGAUGCUCCUGGUCUCCAGGAGCGGUGUGCGUACGGGCUACCAGAGGCUUUGUCUUCAGCGGUGGAGCGACCUGGGAGCCACAGUGCUCGUAAGCAACGACGAUGUCUCUACGGAGGAAGGCGCUCGCAAAAUUGUCGACAAUGCAGCAGCCAUGGGUCCUGUGGGCGGCAUUUUCAACUUGGCCAUGGUUCUUCGCGACGCCUUGAUUGAGAACCAGUCGCCCGAGAUGUUCGCCGAUGUGUGCAAGCCAAAAUUUCUGGGAACUCAGUGUCUCGACGACGUGUCGCGAAGGGGUUGUCCUGAGCUCGACCACUUCAUCGUUUUCUCCUCCGUGGCCUGUGGUCGCGGCAACGUUGGCCAGACAAACUACGGCUUCGCGAACUCCGUCAUGGAGCGUCUUUGCGAGCGUCGGGUUGCGGAUGGACUCCCUGGCUUGGCCAUACAGUGGGGCCCUAUCGGAGACGUUGGCGUAGUCCACGAUGUAUUCGGCGAUGACGCAUCAGUUGCUGGACUUUUGCCACAGCCAAUAAAUUCUUGUUUGGAGGUGUUGGACUACUUCCUGAGCCAAAGUCACCCCGUCGUGUCGUGCUUUGUCAAGAAAAACCAGUCUUCAGCUUCAGACAGCAUCGACAAGCGAGAUCUCGUUCAGAGCUUGGUUCAUAUACUUGGGAUCAAAGACCCAUCGAAAAUGAGCCCGACCGUGAGCCUCGGCGAGCUGGGCAUCGACUCGUUGAUGGGCAUCGAGGUGAAGCAGCUGCUGGAGCGAGACUACGACGUUGCCCUGACUGCGCAAGAAAUCCGGCAGCUUACCGUCAAUCAGUUAAGAGAGAUCAGCAAGGCCUGCAGCGAAAACUCACCAGUGCCUGACACUUAGUUUGUGGCGGAAGGACAAGGUACGCCGCCCUCGACAGGAUAUACAUUUAGCUGGGCAACCUGGCGGUCCGCUAUAUUUACAUGUCACGUAACCACGCACUGCACAGCGUCGCCCUGAUGUCCCGGAGCAUAUGUUGCAUGCGCAGCCAGCGACCUCAGGGUGCCACACGAUCUGAUCCGCUGUAAAAGAUAGGGAGGGCAAGUACCUAUGGGGAAAUCCCGGAAUUUAAUUUAGCUCGAGGAAUAGAGCUUGUGUUGCGCGCUUCCCUAAUGGUGCAUUUCUUUUGCUGCAAGCUAUGAGCGCGAGAAGGGGCGUGUUUGGUGCCUCGUUACGUAAGCGCGUUACGGAAAAUGGUAACGACGCGCAGCGCGUUUGGCUGCAAAAAGGACUAUGCUAGUUAGAUGCAACCAUAUGCUUCGCUCGAUCGGCUCGUCAGAAGAGCCAGGGCGGCUCUGCCUUCCGCUGCUGGCGUAAUCGUUAUGCGCAAUGCACACAAGCGUCCGUGUUACGUAGCAGCACAACAGCCAGCACACCUUGGGCUGCAGCUAUCUGGUACACCUACUGCGCGCUCACAAACGUGGAAGCUUCACCCUAGGUUUUCCAUAUUGGGGUUCAUCGGUGUUCACCGCCGGCAGCGCAAGUCACGCGAGCAUUUUCAGACCCCUGGUAUUUGCCAGGCCGCAGUUUCCGCUGCGCAUCAGUAGCUACCGCGCAUGCAGCGUCGAGUCGAAGUGUCACCUCUGCGUAAUGUUAAGACGAUGGUCCGAGGAGCUCCAUCGCCGCGGUAAACCUCGCUUUUGGCGAUCCACCUUUCAGGCAAAGCUAACCAUUUCUUUAAUAUGCCAAUUGCAUGUGUGAAGAAUUAAAAUUUGAGCCAGUCGUUAUGUAUGCGUUGUGGCCGAAGAUCGCAACGAAACACGUACACUGAAACAAAAGAGAGAAGGUGCGGCGCUGACUUUCAACUAUAUCUUUGCCACGUGCACGAAUAAAUAGGUAGAAUAUCAUCUAUGUCGCAGAAAAAAACAUGACAAGAAAAUAAAAA
This is a messenger RNA of Dermacentor albipictus, 7579 nucleotides long. Its product is annotated as fatty acid synthase-like. The record is from RefSeq and is a predicted model, not a curated record. Gene Ontology annotation, biological process: fatty acid biosynthetic process. Gene Ontology annotation, molecular function: fatty acid synthase activity; phosphopantetheine binding; oxidoreductase activity. NCBI's taxonomy places the organism in Eukaryota, Metazoa, Arthropoda, Arachnida, Ixodida, Ixodidae.